UAUUGGAUCACAAAAUAUUUCUAGUCGAAUUGUAAUGGAACAAACAAAAUCUAAGUAAAAUAUUGAAAAUAAUAAUUUCAACUAACAAAAAAAAAAAAAUUCUGAAAGGCAAAACAGAAUUGAGAGAAUUCUGAAAGGAAUAAGAUUAUUGUGUAUUAUUUAUAAGCAAAUGAAAACUCAGGGGUAUAAGUGAAAGCUGAGGUGAAAACUAAAAGAAAAAAAGAAAAAAAAUAUAUAAACAGAGAGAAGAAAAAAGCUGUGACCUUUAAUUCGCAGCCACCGUCGUCGUGUUGUGUGAUCAACAUGCUUGGAGAGUAAGAAGAAGAACGCUGCUUCUCUCAAUUUUGACGAGAAGACCCAACUCCAUUGUUUUCAAUCUCCCUUGAAGAUUUUCGCAGGGAAAAACCAAAACCAUAAGCUAGAUAUAGAGCUAGUCAACUCCACCUUUCUCCAGGUGCUCUAUUGAUCUCCUUUACGUCUCUCUUUCUUCUUAAGAAACGUCUGUGAGAUUCGAAUCAGAUGUCAAAAGGCACAUGCUUCUCAGCCUCGUGUUAUAUGUUAUGACGCAGAACAAAAGAUAUGACACCCGCAAAGCAAAUUAGUAAACUUUCAAGUUCAGCAAGAUCCUUUAUUCUUAGUGGAUCCAGAUCGAUUGCAGCUAGUGGGAGUUCUCGUGCACACACUGAUGAUGAACCUUGCGUCUCCAGACGCCAGCAGCUUCAGGCUGAAAAACGACCAUCCAGUCUUGUCCUCACGCCUUCGGUAGUUCCCAAGAAGGUUGAUGAUUCUGGUCGGCCAUCUCUAUUGCCACAACAUGUCUCUUCUUCACAUUCGGUUAGUUAUGCAUCAGCAGUCAUUAGAGAGGAGGAGGAGGAAGCUUCUUCAGCACCUAUUGGGGAUCAGAUUCUCAGAGCCGGUGUUAAAGCGGUAAACAUUCUCUCUGAUUUAGCAAACUGUAAGCUUCCUUCGUUUGAUAAAGGAAGUGAAGUACCUGGUCUAUUACCAAAAGCCUUUAUGGUGGAUCCAACUCGGCCUAUCACAAGCGUCAAGUCUUCUAACGUGAAAGCUCUAGGAAGAGACCUCGCCAAAGCUUACCCUGGCUCAUCCUCAAAAGAGAGUAAAACUAGAAACCCUAGUCGCAGCUUCCAAGGGUCUAAGGAAGCUGCUCGAGGGCAGCAUUGUAAUACCAGACACGUUGUGGAGAAUGUUUGCAGCGUUUUGAAAAGCUUCAGGUGGGGCCCUGCUGCUGAAGAGGCCCUAGAAAAACUCCGCGAUGAGAAGAAGAUUGUGAUGAGUCCACGCCAAGCAAACCAAGUCCUGAUGCAGAUGAACGACUACGGAAACGCUCUUGGUUUCUUCUACUGGCUAAAAAAGCAACCUGACUUCAAGCACGAUGACUACACUUACACCACUAUGCUUGGUAGCCUCGGCCGCGCUAAACAGUUCGGCGCGAUAAACAAGCUCCUAAACGAGAUGGUUAGAGAAGGAGUUCGGCCAAACACAGUCACCUAUAACCGUCUCAUCCACAGCUAUGGCCGAGCUAAUUACUUGAAGGAAGCUAUGAACGUGUUCAACCAAAUGCAAAAGUCUGGAUGCGAACCUGACCGUGUAACGUACUGUACACUCAUAGACAUUCACGCUAAGGCUGGAUUUUUAGAUAUUGCCAUGGAUAUUCACCAGAGGAUGAACGCGGCGGGGAUCGAAACCGACACUUUCACUUACAGUUUGAUAAUCAACUGUCUUGGGAAAGCCGGGCGUUUACCAGCUGCGCACAAGCUAUUCUGCGAGAUGGUUGAUAAGGGAUGUGCUCCUAACUUGGUCACCUACAACGUCAUGAUUGACUUGCACGCCAAGGCGAGGAACUACCAGAGCGCGUUGAAGCUGUACCGUGAUAUGCAGAGCGCCGGGUUUAAGCCUGAUAAAGUGACUUACAGCAUUGUGAUGGUGGUGCUUGGACACUGUGGAUAUCUAGAGGAAGCAGAAGGUGUAUUCGCCAAGAUGGAGGAGGAGAAUUGGGUUCCUGAUGAGCCGGUUUACGGGCUGCUGGUGGAUCUCUGGGGGAAAGCUGGUAACGUGGAGAAGGCGUGGCGCUGGUAUCAGGCGAUGCUUGGUGCUGGGGUGUUGCCUAAUGUUCCUACGUUCAACUCCCUUCUCAGCACCUUCCUCAGGGUUAACAAGAUAAGUGAAGCUUCUGAGUUGUUGCAAAACAUGCUGGCGUUAGGUCUACGCCCCUCUUUGCAGACGUACACGCUGCUCUUGAGCUGUUGCACGGAUGGUAGGUCGAAGCUUGACAUGGGCUUCUGCGGUCAGCUGAUGGCGAGAACUGGUCAUCCUGCGCAUAUGUUUCUCCUCAAGAUGCCGUCUGCUGGUCCUGACGGGCAGAAUGUGCGGAGUCAUGCGAACAGCUUCUUGGAUUUGAUGCACAGCGAGGACAGAGAGAGCAAGAGGGGACUUGUGGACGCGGUGGUUGACUUUUUGCACAAGUCAGGGCUGAAAGAAGAGGCGGGGUCGGUUUGGGAAGUCGCGGCGCAGAAGAAUGUUUUUCCUGAUGCGUUGAGGGAGAAGAGCAGGAGCUACUGGCUUAUUAAUCUCCAUGUGAUGUCAGAGGGGACUGCGGUGACCGCGUUGUCUAGGACGCUUGCUUGGUUCCGUAAGCAGAUGUUGGUCUCGGGAUGUGGCCCUGCGAGGAUUGAUAUAGUGACUGGUUGGGGAAGGCGUAGUAGAGUCACGGGUACGUCGAUGGUUAGACAAGCCGUUGAAGAGCUGCUCAACGUCUUUGGUUCACCGUUUUUCACGGAGAGUGGGAACUCAGGGUGUUUCGUUGGAUGUGGUGAGGCCCUUAACAGGUGGCUGGUUCAGUCUUAUGUCGAGAGGAUGCAUCUGCUGUGAGUGUUGUUUGUUUUACAUUUUAGACUUUAUUUCUUUAUUUAUGAUUUGUUUAGCUUGUAACUCAUAUAAGUUAAGGUUAGGGAUAGAUCUGAAACUGCUCUCCGUCUUUAUGUCCUCUGCUUUUCAGUUGUAUCUUCCUCUUGCAAUAAACUGUUAAAUGUGGUAACAAACUCCUAGAUUUAUCUAGAUGUAGAAUCAUUAUUUCAUACAAAAUAUUUUCUUCCAAAAAUAAAAGAAGAAAAAAAAAAUGCUACAGACUUGCUGAUCUACAUUGGAUAGAGAAGAAAAAGUAGAGAAGUUUGGUGUUGUAGGAGGCACUGGUGGUAGAGCCGAUGUUAAGGAACAAGGAAAGUCUAAUUAUAUUAUUGUGAGUUUUUUUACAAAGUUUUUUUUUCCAGUCUUAAUGUGAAUUUAAUAAUUUAGUUGUGUGACAUAAAUGAAGUAUCAAUAGGCCUGUUCGUUUACUAAACACGCUGCGUCAACACUAGCGGCUGAAAUUUGUUCGUAAUUUUCUUCUGCACUGACGCUGGUGAAGGAAAAAAGUGAACGCGCAUUAGAAUGAUCGAUGGAAUCCGGUGAUGUUUGUGCCGCUGAAAUAACUAGCGUCACUGUUUAUCUUUUCUUUCUCUUCCCCGCGACUGAAAAACAUGGAUGCUCUUCCAUUCUCUAUUUUCUCUCUUAGUUAAGUUCUCUCAUUUCCCUUUUAAA
Messenger RNA from Brassica napus (rape), 3597 nucleotides. Its product is annotated as pentatricopeptide repeat-containing protein At1g18900. Gene Ontology annotation, molecular function: protein binding. The transcript has 2 exons. NCBI's taxonomy places the organism in Eukaryota, Viridiplantae, Streptophyta, Magnoliopsida, Brassicales, Brassicaceae. The record is from RefSeq and is a predicted model, not a curated record. The coding region runs from base 580 to 2889 and encodes 769 amino acids.